AUGUCGCUUUCAGUGUUUAAAAAUGUUUCCUUCCUUCUCGUCCGAGUUCCUUCCUUUCUUUUCCUUCCUUUCUUUCAUUUCCUUUCAUUCUUUCUUUCUUAUACUCUUCCUUCCUCUCCUUUUCCUCCCUUCUUUCCAGGUUUUAAUUAUUCUUCUUUCUUUCGACAGUUCAAAGACUUAACAAAAACAGAACACAUUCACUUUAUUAAUUCCCUUUCUUUCUUUCUUUCUUCCUUCCAGUGUUUCUUUCUUUCUUUCUUUCUUUCAGUUUCUUUCUUUCUUUCCUCUCCUUUAUACAACUCCACUCCUUUAAAACAAUUUCUUCCUUCCUUUCUUUCUUUCUUUCUUUCCUUCUUUCUUUCUUUCUUUCUUUCUUUCUUUCUUUUAUUCAACUUAUACCCCGUUACUAUCCUCUCUUUAAAAAUUCCUUCUUUCUUUUCUUUUUUUUCUUCCUUCCUUUUCUUUUCUUUCUUUCUUUCUUUUCUUUCUACGCUUAUACCCGAUACUAUCCUCUCCAAAACAAUUCCCUUCUUCUUUCUUUCUUUCUUUCUUCCUUCCUUUCUUUCUUUCUUUCUUUCUACGCUUAUUUUUAUCCUCUCCUUUAAAACAAUUCCCUUCUUUCUUUCUUUUGCCUUUUCCUUCCUUUCUUUUCUUCUAUUCUUUCCAUUCUUUCUUUCUUUCUUUCUUUCUUUCUUUCUUUCUUUCUUUCUACCCUUUACUUUUUAUCCCCCUUUAAAAACAAUUCCCUUCUUUCUUUCUUUCUUUCUUUCUUCCUUCCUUUCUUUCUUUCUUUCUUUCUUUCUACGCUUAUACCCGUUACUAUCCUCUCCUUUAAAACAAUUCCCUUCUUUCUUUCUUUCUUUCUUCCUUCCUUUCUUUUUUCUUUCUUUCUUUCUUUCUUUCUUUCUUUCUUUCUUUCUUUCUUUCUACGCUUAUACAUGUUACUAUCCUCUCCUUUAA
This is a messenger RNA of Acanthosepion pharaonis, 960 nucleotides long. NCBI's taxonomy places the organism in Eukaryota, Metazoa, Mollusca, Cephalopoda, Sepiida, Sepiidae. The record is from the annotation of a GenBank genome assembly.